GGAUGCAACCGUUGGAGGAGAUUAGGAAACUGCGCCUAAAUCGGGCCCCACCGCACGCCAUCUUGGCUCGACCCACGCUAAAAUAACGAAGCUGGGUCCCCGCUCUCACGGGCCAUUUCGGCUCUGGACGGAACAGUUUCUUGGACUUUAGAGGGAGGAGCCUUGCAUUUCUGGAAGUCGGAGAAACAGCCAGUCGAAGCCAGCCAGCAUCUGAGCCAGCGUAGGAACUGGAGCAACGGUGGACGAAGGGUCGCCCGUGUGUUGGAAUAUGAUAUAAUUUAAAUAUCCACAAGCACAGACGGUGAAUGCAACAGAGUUAGUCGUCGACAUGCAGGUGAAUGUCUUCCAUAUUGGCUCGGGAAGCUGAAGCAUAUUGCAGCCUGGUCACAUUACGUUUUCCGUGGGAUAAGCCAUCUGUGAUACACUGGGUGUGCACAGCGCAAUAACGGCGAGUGCCAACCGGUCAUUCCAUCGACAGCUAACUCAUAUUAACUCAGUUAGCCGACCAUUUUCGAGAGCCCCGUUAGCUUGCGGUGACGGGAGCAUCUUUGUCGGUGCGGGAAGCGUCCGUGGAUGCUGCUGAGGGAGUCCUGUGUCUGGCAGUACCCAACAGUAAGAUUCAAACUCGAGGCAUGCAAAGAGGGGUGUUUUUCUGCAAACGAGCGAGGAAAUCUCCGCGCCCCGGGGUCUGGUCUGUGGUUACUAUUUAGCUAGCUCGGUGGCUAGCCAGCCUACCGGGAGAGUAGCUGAAGUGAAGGUGGGGCCGCGGAGCGACAGCCUGGACACCAGCUAAUGUGGCUAGCCGGCUAACUUGGACUCUUGAGUGGCCACUGGUGUUCCCGUCACUGACAUUGGGGGGGGGUUUAAAUUAGCAGGUGUGUGCGGUCUGGCACAAUACUAAGUCAGUUCAGCAAGAAAACACGGUAUCAUUGAUUCCUUCAAAACCCGUGUGGGUGGGAUAUCUUGAGGAGAGCAUCCUCGUUUACCUAAAUGACCAUGGCGGACGACGACGUGCUGUUCGAGGAUGUGUAUGAGCUGUGCGAGGUGAUUGGCAAGGGCCCCUUCAGCGUGGUGAGGCGCUGCAUCAACAGGGACACGGGCCAGCAGUUUGCUGUAAAGAUCGUCGAUGUGGCCAGCUUCACCUCCAGCCCCGGCCUCAGCACAGAAGAUCUGAAGCGAGAGGCCAGUAUCUGCCACAUGCUGAAACACCCCCACAUUGUGGAGCUGCUGGAGACCUACAGCUCUGAUGGCAUGCUCUACAUGGUCUUUGAAUUUAUGGACGGAGCAGACCUGUGUUUUGAAAUUGUGAAGAGAGCUGAUGCUGGGUUUGUAUACAGCGAAGCUGUGGCCAGCCACUACAUGAGGCAGAUUUUGGAGGCACUUCGGUACUGCCACGACAACAAUGUGAUUCAUCGCGAUGUAAAGCCCCACUGUGUGCUGCUGGCCUCAAAGGAGAACUCUGCUCCCGUCAAGCUGGGAGGUUUUGGAGUGGCAAUACAGCUGGGAGAAUCUGGUUUAGUAGCUGGAGGUCGUGUUGGCACUCCCCACUUCAUGGCCCCAGAGGUAGUCAAGAGGGAGCCAUACGGCAAACCAGUGGAUGUGUGGGGGUGUGGAGUCAUCCUCUUCAUCCUCCUGUCUGGCUGCCUUCCAUUCUACGGCACCAAGGAGCGUUUGUUUGAGGCUAUCAUUAAGGGGAAAUACAAGAUGAACCCGCGCCAGUGGGCCCACAUCUCAGAGAGCGCAAAAGACCUGGUGAGACGUAUGCUGAUGCUGGACCCUGCUGAGAGAAUCACCGUCUACGAGGCCCUCAACCACCCCUGGCUGAAGGAGAGGGACAGGUAUGCCUACAAGAUCCACCUGCCUGAAACAGUGGAGCAGCUGAGGAAGUUCAACGCCAGGAGGAAGCUGAAGGGUGCAGUGCUGGCUGCUGUUUCAAGCCACAAGUUUAAUUCUUACUAUGGCGACCCCCCAGAGGAGCUACAUGACUUCUCAGAUGACCCCACCUCCUCAGGGGCAGUAUCACAAGUUUUGGACAGUCUAGAAGAGAUCCAUGCAUUGACAGACUGCAGUGAAAAAGACAUGGACUUCCUCCACAGUGUCUUCCAGGAUCAGCACCUCCAUACCCUGUUAGAUCUUUAUGACAAAAUCAACACCAGGUCAUCCCCUCAGAUCAGAAAUCCUCCAAGUGAUGGAGUGCAGAGAGCCAAAGAGGUACUGGAAACCAUCUCAUGUUACCCAGAGAACAUGGAGGCCAAGGAGCUCAGAAGGAUCCUUACACAGCCGCACUUCAUGGCGCUGCUGCAGACCCACGAUGUGGUGGCCCACGAGGUCUACAGUGAUGAGGCGCUGAGGGUGACCCCCCCACCCACUUCACCUUACCUGAACGGCGACUCCCCAGACAGCACCAACGGAGACAUGGACCUGGAGAACGUCACCAGGGUUCGCCUGGUCCAGUUUCAGAAGAACACUGACGAGCCCAUGGGCAUUACUCUGAAAAUGAACGAGCUCAACCACUGUAUCGUGGCCCGAAUCAUGCAUGGUGGAAUGAUUCAUCGACAAGGGACUCUGCAUGUAGGAGAUGAGAUCCGAGAGAUUAAUGGCAUCAGUGUUGCCAAUCAGACGGUAGAACAGCUCCAAAAGAUGCUGAGGGAAAUGAGGGGUAGCAUCACCUUCAAGAUUGUACCCAGUUACCGGUCCCAGUCCAUGUCUUGUGAGAAAGAGUCACCAGAUUUGUCCCAACAGUCACCAGCAAAUGGUCACGCCAGUGUCACUAGCUCCAUCCUGGACCUGCCAUCGACCAUCCAGUCCAAAGGCCGUCUGAUCUCCAGACCUUCUAUCAAGGACAAAUUGUCCAUCAAGAUUUAUGUACGUGCUCAGUUUGAGUAUGACCCGGCGAAAGACGACCUCAUCCCAUGUAAGGAGGCAGGCAUUCGCUUCCGGGUGGGUGACAUCAUUCAGAUUAUCUCCAAGGACGACCACAACUGGUGGCAGGGAAAGCUGGAGAACACGAAGAACGGCACAGCAGGCCUCAUCCCCUCACCUGAGCUACAGGAGUGGCGUGUGGCAUGUAUAGCGAUGGAAAAGACCAAACAGGAACAGCAGGCCAGUUGUACCUGGUUUGGCAAAAAGAAGAAACAGUACAAAGACAAGUACCUGGCCAAGCACAAUGCGGUGUUCGACCAACUAGAUCUGGUGACGUAUGAGGAAGUGGUCAAACUGCCAUCGUUCAAGAGGAAAACAUUGGUUUUGCUCGGUGCACAUGGAGUUGGUAGGAGGCACAUCAAGAACACACUCAUUACCAAACAUCCUGACCGCUUUGCCUACCCCAUCCCUCAUACGACUCGGCCUCCUAAGAAGGACGAGGAGAACGGAAAGAACUACUACUUUGUGUCUCAUGACCAGAUGAUGCAGGACAUCAGCAACAAUGACUACCUGGAGUAUGGCAGCCAUGAGGAUGCCAUGUAUGGAACCCGGCUGGAGACUAUCAGGCAGAUCCAUGCACAGGGCAUGAUCUCCAUCCUGGAUGUUGAACCACAGGCACUAAAGAUCCUCAGGACAGCUGAAUUUGCUCCCUAUGUUGUCUUCAUCGCAGCGCCCACCAUCACCCCAGGCAUGACUGAGGAUGACUCUCUUCAGCGGCUCCAGAAGGAAUCUGAGAUGCUGCAGCAGACCUACGCUCACUACUUUGACCAGACCAUCAUCAACAAUGAGAUUGAUGACACCAUCCGACUGCUGGAGGAGGCCGUAGACCUGGUGUCCACCACUUCUCAGUGGGUCCCCGUCUCCUGGGUCUACUGACAUACACUCAACGGCAAUGAGCUCAUCAGCCUGAACAAUCCAUCUCUGAUCUAACAUGGAUGCUAAACUUUGGUUAAAUCCCCUUGAAUCACGUCUCUUUCAUCAGAAUCAUACAUUUCUGUAGAUAAACUGUUGUCGAAAAGGAGGGAAAUGAAGAAACUAAUGACUCUGAUGCCUCACUACAGAGACUUCAUCCUGCCCCUACCCCCUUUUUCUCAACAGCCUCAAAGGCAUAUUGUUGUGUACAUAUAUACAUAUAUAUAUAAAUGAUAAAAAACUAAGUGAACAUGGUUCUGUCCUAACAUAGUUGAAGGGUGGGGAGUGGAGGGGCAGUGUGGUAGAUAUUUUGUACUUUUCUUUUGUAAUUGAUGGAUGGGUGGUAAUACUGGAAAGGCAAUAGCGAGCAUGACCAUAAAAGCCGUCUUACGUGGGUGCCUAUGUGUGUGUUGACCUUUUUAGGCACUACUUGUGGUACUCUGUGUCCUCCUCUCCUAAUCUCCUCGGCCCCUGUGACAAACAAGCCGAACUUUGAAGCACAUUAGAAGCUGCUAUAGUGGCGACAAGUUGCUCCCUCAGCUCCACAUGCAAGUUUGAGUGAAGCAAAACAAAGCACAGGAAACUUAGCAGUUUCGUUGUCCCUCACUCUGCCCCCCCUCCCCAGCCCUUUUAUUUAUUUCACUGCCCCUCUGUGCCUGUCCGUGUGUUGAAGGAGCACACUGCAUCCGUCUAUGCUGUCUGUCCGUGUUUUGCUGUAGCCUGUUGUACCAUGCUUCCCUUCCCAACCUCUGGCAGUCUUUGUUUACACCUCAGUUUGCACACAAUGGACAAUGAAGAAGACACUGCAUUUCAUCACCUCAUAGUUUCCAUUUUGUCUUGCCAACUCUCUGGCCGUGUUAACCCCUCUCUUUUCGUACAUGAAAUGCUAAUCAGUGGACCUGGAAUAUUGUUCUUGGGGCAUGAUCAGAUAUGAAAAAGCACUUACAUCCACCACUAAACAUUGGCUCCUGAGCUGGAAGACAAAAAAAUAAACUAACAGAAAGGAGGAAAAUAAACUGCCAUAUCAGAGCCUCGGGGAAAAAGUCGGUAACACCUAUGCACACCCCUGGUUUCUGCCAGGCAGACCGCCACGACCAUUUUCUUCUUUCCUCAUACUCAAAUAGUGAGCCACACUUGUUAAAAUUAAAGUGUUCAUAGAAAUGUCUAUGUGGAAGGGGAGAGCUUCAUGUAGGUGGGAGAAAUCCAAUCCUAGAGCCACCAUUUUGGAACUGUUAACUGUCGUCUUUAAAAAUAUAAGGAGUAUUCUUGUUUUGAGGGAGAGAAAAUAACUCAAAAUUUUGUGUGUAAAUGUUUCAAUGGUGCGUACGUCAUGAGUGAAUUACCAAGAGCCAGUGUAUAAUAAUCCUUAAAAGAAGCUCAGUAUGUGACAUAACCUCUUCAUGCUUUACCAGAAGUGGCACAACGCAGCCCCACCUACAGUAACUCCGUAUGCAGGGACAUCAGUUGAAAGGUCUAACAAAAAAAGUCAAUGUUUUCAACAGUGUGGUGUGGUUGCUGUUGUUCCACCUCAAGUAAAGUGUUUUCAUUUCAAGUCCUGUGUAAAUUACCUCUGCAAAUGACAAAAGCAGCUCUUCUGUAUGAAAUGUUGUUCUUUUUUGUUAAUUCAUUUUUAAAAAAUAUAUUUCCUUUUACGUGUUUAAAGUAAA
Molecule: messenger RNA, 5501 nt
Organism: Micropterus dolomieu (smallmouth bass)
Lineage: Eukaryota; Metazoa; Chordata; Actinopteri; Centrarchiformes; Centrarchidae
Product: peripheral plasma membrane protein CASK
Exons: 27
Coding region: 991-3798 (935 amino acids)
Biological process (GO): regulation of neurotransmitter secretion; protein phosphorylation
Cellular component (GO): cell-cell junction; basolateral plasma membrane; plasma membrane
Molecular function (GO): protein kinase activity; signaling receptor binding; ATP binding
Source: RefSeq, a predicted model, not a curated record